Messenger RNA from Henningerozyma blattae CBS 6284, 2313 nucleotides. RefSeq names its product SKN1/KRE6 family beta-glucan synthesis-associated protein. Gene Ontology annotation, biological process: (1->6)-beta-D-glucan biosynthetic process; fungal-type cell wall organization. The transcript has a single exon. Lineage: Eukaryota; Fungi; Ascomycota; Saccharomycetes; Saccharomycetales; Saccharomycetaceae. The record is from RefSeq and is a predicted model, not a curated record. Gene Ontology annotation, cellular component: endoplasmic reticulum membrane; plasma membrane. The coding region runs from base 1 to 2313 and encodes 770 amino acids. Gene Ontology annotation, molecular function: glucosidase activity.
AUGUCAUCAAGAAGACAACUGACAAAUGAUGGAUUUUCCAAUCCUCAUAGAUAUCACGAUAAUGAAGACGAAGUAGAAAACAUUUUUGCUACUCCACAACAACCUGCAGCUCAAGGCCAAACUCCUAUCCAAAAUCCAUUCAUCGGAAGCGAUGAAGAAUAUGAUUCAUACUCUGGGAACUAUCAAAAUGAAGAUGAUCUGAGUGAAACUUCAUUAAUGCAUAAUAAUCGUAACAUAAUUAAUGGUUCUAAACCUGUAGUACAACAUAUAUAUCACGAUAAUGAUGAUGAAGGUGAUAGCAGAAUGAGCUCGAAUGUUCAAGAUUAUCAAGGUUAUUAUUCAAGAAGUAAUCUGAAUCUAUUGGACUCAGAUAAAGAAUAUUUAAAUACAAACGCCAUAGCUAGAAAUAAUUCAAGUUAUUUGAAUCUUGAAUCUACAAAGACUCCAAAUUUACAAGGGAAAUCAGCUCUUGUAGUGGAUGCUUCCAAUAAUAAUGGUGUCACCAACAACGAUAUUUUAUCCCCACCAGAAUUUGAUAGAUACCCUCUGAUUAGUAAUUCUAAAUCAUCCCAAAAUCUUGCCAAUGGUUAUUAUAAUGGUAAUUCAUCAUCUAUUUUUCCCACAAGUGCUACAUUUGGAGGAAAUUCUCCAAUGUUAGGUUCUACAUCUGAUAUUUCUUCAUUAAAUGGUAAUAAUAAUGAGCACGAUUUUUCACCUUUUGGUGGUUACCCAGCUUCAUCUUUCCCGUUAUUGAUUGAAGAAAAUGAAGAUGAUGAUUACUUGCAUAACCCAGAUCCAGAAGAAGAAGCCAAAUUAGAUAAACAUAGACUGGCUGAUGAUAUUAGAAGUAUGGAUAGAAGAGCGGCUGGUGGUUGUGUUGGUUUAUUAUUUUUAUUAAUUGCUGCUGUUUGUAUAUUUGUUGUGUUACCUGCAUUAACUUUUACAGGUGUUGUUAAUCGUCCAACAAAUAUUCCAAGCAAUUCAACUUAUGCACAUGGUAAACAAGAAUAUUUGACUGAUUAUGAAUAUCCACAAUUAGCUGCUAUUAGAACUGAAUUAGUAGACCCUGAUACUCCCAAAAAUGCUAGAUCAAGAAAGGCAAGGGAUGGGUCAUAUUGGGGAUUGGUAUUUUCUGAUGAAUUCAAUGCUGAAGGUAGAACUUUCUAUGAUGGUGAUGAUCAAUAUUGGACUGCACCAGAUAUUCAUUAUGAUGCUACUAAGGAUUUGGAAUGGUAUUCACCAGACGCUUCUAUUACAAGAAAUGGUACUUUACAAUUAAGAAUGGAUGCCUAUAAAAAUCACGAUUUGUAUUAUAGAUCAGGUAUGGUACAAAGUUGGAAUAAGUUAUGUUUUACUCAAGGUGCCAUUGAAAUUUCUGCUAAUUUAGCUAAUUAUGGUCGUGUUACUGGGUUAUGGCCUGGUUUAUGGACAAUGGGUAAUUUAGCAAGACCAGGUUUUCUAGCUUCCACUGAAGGUGUUUGGCCAUAUGCUUAUGAUUCAUGUGAUGCAGGUAUUACACCAAAUCAAAGUUCUCCAGAUGGUAUCUCAUAUUUACCUGGUCAAAGAUUAAGUGUAUGUACAUGUGAUGGUGAAGAUCAUCCAAAUCAAGGUACAGGUAGAGGUGCUCCUGAAAUUGAUAUUAUUGAAGGUGAAGCUGAUACUACUUUAGGUGUUGGUAUUGCAUCUCAAUCAAUGCAAAUCGCACCAUUCGAUAUUUGGUAUAUUCCAGAUUAUGAUUUUGUUGAAAUUUAUAAUUUUACUGUAACCACAAUGAACACAUACUGUGGUGGACCUUUUCAACAAGCCGUUUCUGCCGUAUCUACAUUAAAUACCACAUGGUAUCAAUUUGGUCCUCAAGCUGGUUAUUAUCAAAAAUACGCCAUUGAAUUAUUGAAUGAUGACGAAGAAGGUUAUUGCCGUUGGUUUGUUGGUGAUAAUCCAACAUUUACAAUUCAUGCCAAGGCAUUACAUCCUAAUGGUAAUAUUGGUUGGAGAAGAAUUUCUAAAGAACCAAUGUCAAUUAUUAUGAAUUUAGGUAUUUCUAAUAAUUGGGCUUAUAUUGAUUGGCAAUCUAUUUAUUUCCCUGUCACAAUGUCAAUUGAUUAUGUUAGAAUUUAUCAACCAAAUAACUCUGUAUCUAUAACAUGUGAUCCAAAGGAUUAUCCAACUUAUGAUUAUAUUCAAGAUCAUAUAGUGGCAUAUACUAAUCCAAAUCUAACAAGUUGGAGUAGUACUGGUUUUGAAAUGCCCAAGAAUAUUUUAACUGGUAAUUGCAAGAGUUCAAAAUAUUCUUUAGAUAGUGGUAGUAGUUGA